AUGACUUCGGGUUCGGGUAAUAACCCGGUUAGCGAUUUGGACCUAGCGAAUUUGAGUCGUUAUAUUUAUCCCCGUCUUCGGCAACAACGUCAACGUCGCGGCCAGAUUCGAAAGGUCAACGAUAAUGGAUUUCUUGGUGGUGAUGGCAACAAUGACGGUAAGGGAUUUGGUGGUGGGUUUGUUAGGGUUAUGGUUUUAGAGGCCAUAGUGACCAUAGAUCAAACACCCCAUAUAGCCAUCCUACCGAGUCCAGGAAUGGGUCACCUCAUCCCACUCGCCGAAUUUGCCGAGCGACUAGUUCUCCGCCACAACUUCUCCGUCACCAUCAUCGUCCCCACCACCGGACCACCACCCAAAGCCCAAAAGGACGUCCUCCAAUCCCUCCCCAUCGGCGUAAACCACACCUUUCUUCCUCCGGUCACCUUCCAGAGUCAGGACCUCAACGCCGAGACCCAAAUCUUCCUUACAAUAGCUCACUCUCUUCCCUCCCUCCGCGACACCUUAAAGUCGUUAAUUGCGACAACCCAUUUGGUCGCUCUCGUCGUCGACCCAUUUGGCGCCGACGCCUUGGAUGUCGCCGUUGAGCUUCACGUCGCGCCGUACUUGCUGUUCCCGACGACUGCGAUGACACUGUUGUUUUGCCUUCAUUUGCCCAUCCUUGAUCAAACAUUUUCAUGCGAAUACAGAGACUUGCCUGAACCGCUUCAACUUCCGGGUUGCGUCCCGGUUCAUGGAACAGAUUUCAUAGACCCGGUUCAAGACCGGUCCAACCCAUCAUAUUCGGGGAUUCUUCGUAACGUAAAGCGGUUGACUUUAUUUAAGGGUGUCUUAGUGAACACUUUCAUGGAUAUGGAAGAGGGGGCUAUAAAAGCUUUGCUAGUGGAAGAACCGGGUAAACCGCCGGUUUAUCCCAUAGGAACUCUUAUUCAGACCGGUUCAAGUGCCGGACCGGAUGGGCAUGAGUGUUUGCAAUGGCUGGAUAACCAGCCAAGUGGCUCCGUCCUAUUCGUCGCUUUCGGGAGUGGUGGGACCCUCUCUAGUGAGCAGCUCGAUGAAUUGGCAUUUGGGUUGGAGAUGAGCGGCCAAAGAUUCUUGUGGGUGGUAAGAAGCCCAAAUGAAAGAUCUGCCAAUGCUGCAUUCUUUAGUGUCCAAAGCCAAGAUGAACCUUUUGGUUUUUUACCAGAUGGGUUUUUGGACAGGACCAAUGGGCGAGGCCUGGUGGUGCAUUCUUGGGCACCACAGGUUGAGGUCCUGAGCCAUGGCUCGACCGGUGGGUUCGUAACCCACUGUGGUUGGAACUCGACCCUAGAGAGUGUGGUCCAUGGGGUGCCACUAAUUACUUGGCCACUUUAUGCGGAGCAAAAGAUGAAUGCUUUAAUGCUAAGUGAAGGACUAAAAGUGGCUCUGCGUCCGCAAGUUAAUGAACAUGGUCUUGUGCUUCGAGAGGAAUUUGCAAAAAUAGCAAAGAAUCUAAUGGAAGGAGAAGAAGGGAAUUUGAUUCGCAACAAAAUGAAAUAUUUGCAGAAUACUGCUAGAAAUGUCUUAAGUGAAGAUGGGUCAUCUGCAAAAUCACUAUCUGAGUUGGUGAACAAGUGGAGGAAACAUUAA
Molecule: messenger RNA, 1608 nt
Organism: Cornus florida
Lineage: Eukaryota; Viridiplantae; Streptophyta; Magnoliopsida; Cornales; Cornaceae
Product: hydroquinone glucosyltransferase-like
Exons: 2
Coding region: 1-1608 (535 amino acids)
Molecular function (GO): UDP-glycosyltransferase activity
Source: RefSeq, a predicted model, not a curated record